Messenger RNA from Seriola aureovittata, 6512 nucleotides. It is a transcript of the gene tmem63c, whose product is annotated as transmembrane protein 63C. The transcript is spliced from 23 exons. The coding region runs from base 472 to 3018 and encodes 848 amino acids. Gene Ontology annotation, cellular component: plasma membrane. NCBI's taxonomy places the organism in Eukaryota, Metazoa, Chordata, Actinopteri, Carangiformes, Carangidae. The record is from RefSeq and is a predicted model, not a curated record. Gene Ontology annotation, molecular function: calcium-activated cation channel activity.
AGAAGGGAUUUCACUCAUGCUGCCAGCGGGAGGCACAACACUGCUUCCCAAGCCAAACAUCAGUUUGUAAUCUGCUGUGUUGGCUUGGAGGCUCGACUCAGGGAUGAGGAGGAGAGAAAUGAGCAGAGGGGAAGGAUUAGAAAGACUUCAGACUUUCAGUUGAAAAAGCUGGAGUGGAAAUGGAUACCAUGGGAUGCAUCUGAGCGUUUUUAUACAUGAGGGAUGAGGCAGAAAGAAAAUCCAUCAAGUCUCAUAGUCAAACUGCUGAGUCAUGCGGUGACGUUUGUCCAAAUGUUGUGUGAAACCACACCACAGUCAGCCUGUAUCCUUUAGCAUCCUGCUCUGCUCUGGAGGUGGGGAGGAAGAGUUUCACUGUUGACACCAGCAGCCGGUGGCGUUCGAAUUUAAUGACUCGUCUGACGCAAGAAGAAAAACAGCUCAAUGAGCCGAUAAAGGUAUGGUCCAGUGCUGAUGGCGCACUCUGAGCUGUUUGUGACGAGAGCUCCCCCUGUGGUGGAGGGGAGUGCUGUGGAGCUCAAUGCUCUGGGCUUCCUGGUAUCCUUUGGGGAAGAAAACAGCACAGCUGAGAGAUGCUACCGCUCCCACUCCCGCAGCAGCGUCCUCCAGGGUCUGCCAUUUGGGGGGGUGCCCACGGUCCUCGCCAUCAAUGUGGUGCUCUGGAUGUUCCUGUUGCUCAUCUUCUCCUGUCUGAGAAAGGCUGCUUGGGACUACGGCCGCCUGGCUCUGCUGAUGGAGAAUGACAGUCUCACAUCCCUGUUUUAUGGAGAACCAAGUGAGAAAGAGAAGUCACCCUCAGAGUCCAGCCCCUCUGACUCUGAGACCAAGGACAUGGGCUUCUGCUCGUGGCUCUCAUCUCUUUACCAUAUGAAGGACGAGGAGAUCCGUAGCAAAUGCGGCAUCGACGCCGUCACAUACCUGUCCUUCCAGCGCCACAUCAUCCUGCUCAUGACAGUAGUUUGCUUGCUGUCUUUGGCCGCGAUCCUGCCGGUCAACUUUUCCGGGAGCCUCCUGGGAGACAGUCCUGAAAACUUCGGAAGAACAACACUGGCUAACGUUAGUGCAAACGGUGUUUUUGUGGCCGACAGGGACAGCUUUCUCUGGCUCCACAGCAUCUUAGCCCUGGUUUACUUCAUCAUCACGUUGCUGUGCAUGGCUCACCACUCGAUACGGCUGGAGUACAGGGAGGACGAGAAGAUAGCCAGGACACUGAUGAUUACCUCCAUACCCAGAGAGAUCUCUGACCCAGGACUCAUCACCAAACAUUUCCAUGAGGCCUACCCCAGCUGCACUGUCACUGACAUCCGUUUCUGCUUCGAUGUCCACAAGCUGAUGAGGCUGGACCUGGAGAGACGCAAAGCGAUGAAAGGCAGGCUGUAUUUUGCCACAAAAUCCCAAAAGGAGGGGAAGAUCAUGAUCAAGACCCAUCCGUGUGCUCAGAUAUUCUGCUGCGACAUCUGCGGCUUUGAAAAGGUGGAUGCAGAACAGUACUACAGUGAGUUAGAGGAAAAGCGGACUGACGAGUUUAACGCUGAGAAGAAUCGCAUCUCCAUGAAGAGGCUUGGCAUCGCCUUUGUGACUUUCCGUGAUGAGAGGAUGACUGCUGUGAUUGUGAAGGACUACAGUCUUGUGCGCUGCCGUUGCAGACCCCAGCAGUCCAGCAUCACCACUGUGGUGCAGUCUCACAAAUGGGGGGUCAGCUAUGCACCUGCUCCCAGUGACAUCAUCUGGGAAAACCUGUCAGUGUGUGGAUCUCGCUGGUGGCUCCGCUGCGUCCUCCUUAACAUCCUCCUCUUCCUGCUGCUCUUCUUCCUCACCACUCCUGCCAUCAUCGUCAACACCAUGGACAAGUUCAACGUGACCAAGCCUGUGGAGAGUUUGCGGAGCCCUGUCAUUACCCAGUUCUUCCCCACCCUCCUGCUGUGGGCGUUUUCGGUGCUCCUGCCCUUCAUCGUCUACUACUCAGCCUUCUUUGAGUCCCACUGGACCAGAUCCGGUGAGAACCAAGUAACGAUGCACAAGUGCUUUUUACUGCUGGUCUUCAUGGUCAUCAUCCUGCCCUCACUUGGUCUAUCCAGUCUGGACCUGUUCUUCACCUGGCUGUUUGAUAUCAACUUCCUGGAUGAGAAGAAUGUCAAAUUUCAGUGUGUGUUUCUUCCUGACAACGGUGCAUUCUUUGUAAACUACGUGAUCACGUCCAGCCUGAUUGGCACAUCUAUGGAGCUGCUUCGUAUCCCGGCACUGACGGUGUACGCCCUCCGCCUCUGCUUUGCAAAGUCCCAGGCUGAGCGCAUUCAUGUCAAACGGAGUCAGGCCUAUGAGUUCCAGUUUGGCCUGGAGUACGCCUGGACCAUGUGUAUCUUUGCAGUCAGCAUGACCUACAGCAUCACAUGUCCCAUCAUUACGCCCUUCGGUCUGCUCUAUGUGAUCCUGAAGCACAUGGUUGACCGAUACAACAUCUACUAUGCAUACGUUCCCACUAAACUAAACCAGCGGAUCCAUAGAGCAGCCAUCAGCCAGGUCAUCAUCGCUCCCCUCCUCUGCAUGUUCUGGCUGCUCUUCUUCUCUGUGCUCAAAUUAGGUCCAAUGCAUCCCAUCACCCUCUUCACCUUAGUGUCCCUGCUCUCCUGUAUUGCCUUUUCCCUCUUCCGCUUGUGCCUUAGGAAGCAACCAGACAAGUCAACGAGCUACCAGAUGUCUGAUCAGCCAGCAGAGGGGACAUUCACUGAUGCAGACAGGAAUACCGUAACAUCAACCACGGCCUCCAAUCUGUUUGUGGCGUCCGUGCUGCUGGAGCCAGAGCUGGCUUUGACUCCGAUGCCCUCCCCGGCCCACCACAGCUACGGCGCCAUGGCUAGCUCCCAGGGUUCAAGCCACAACGCGGUGGAGGAGGAGGAGGGUGAGGAAGACCAUGCCCAGACCCAUGAGACUGAGCUCCAAGACCCUCCAGACCCCUGCUGCUCCAGCCCGCUCAUGGAUAGCCCUGUGGGCUACCAGUAACACUAAAUCCUGCAAGCUGAUUUCCACGUGUCCUUCACCUGGGGAACACAGAUUGCUAAAUGCUGCAAUGCUGCGUUUUUGCCACUGACCUCAGACUCCAACUUAGCUGCCUCAGACCCCGAGAUUAGACUGGGCUUGUUAGAAAGGAUGAAGAACCUGAAGGAGCUUGAGAAUACAGGAGCAGAAUCCAUAUAAACAUCACUAUAAAUGUAUAGACAUAGACACAACGGACAUGAACCACACAUCAAUCUUGAUAGAACAACUUAAAUGUACAGAUGAUUUUAGUUGAACUAUUGGAUGCUCCAUCACAGGGAUUCCAUCUUCUUCUGUGGCUUCAUUUGCAAGUUAAAAAGGUUAAAAGUAAUUGAAAUGAAUGGGGUGGAAUUGCCUUUGGGUAUCUAUCAGAGAUACUCUGUCCAUGCAGUGCCACUUGGACAUGAGCGGAGGUGAAAGUUUCCAUCAGAGUGGGUGGUGUGAGCAGGCUUGCCCCAGCAGACUGACAGAGUGGUCUGGGCACUGGGUGAUAUCUGGUUCCUCGGCAGCAGAGCGCAGAGAGAGUGAGGGUGAGGGCAGCUAGUUGUGAAGCCAUCUGCAGCGAGAGAGCAGACAGAUGGAGGGCCGAAUGUAACUCAGAGAUGUACUGUAAUAAAUGUACACUCUCUCCACGGAGGCACAAGCAGCUUAACUUGUACCUGAAGCUUGUUGUAACUAUUAUCAAUUCAAGGUUGCUAUUUUUGCUACAGUAUUUUUGGUGUCAUUGAUAUUGUGCUUUGGGUUGGGAGCAGGUGCCACUGGAGUCUGGUCAAGGAUUUGCAGAGCUGUCCCAUUUUAAUCAGAGUAUUCCCUAAUUAUGCUGUUUUGAUUGUAUGUGACAGAAUUCUAUUUUUAUUUAUUUAUUUAUUUUGAAUGAACAGUUGAACAUUUUGGGAAAUAUUCUAAUUUGGUUUAUUGCUGAGAGUUAGAUGAGAAGAUAAAUACCAGCUAGCUACCGGCAGGAGCUUAGCUUAGGCAGAGACGGGACUAUUUCUUGGCUAGGCACAGUAACUUUGUGGAUUCUUGUUGUCCCAAGCAGACACUCCAGGACGUUUGUUGUUGUUCUAAAUAUAAAUAAGCUAAGUUAAUCUAAUGAGCUGCUAGCAGUAGCUUCACAUUUAACAGACAUGAGAGUGGUAUCAAUCUUCUUAUUUAACUCUCGGCAAGAAAUUGAACAAGAGACUCAAAAAGUAGAAGCACACCCUGGAUUUACAACAUUUUGAAUAUAUGUCAUGGAGUCUACUUUCUCUAACUUCAAGACAACAAUGGAAAUCUAGAAGAAUUCAUCCAUGUUUCUAAUUACAUGAAAUAUCGAAAGUAACUUCAGCUUGUGUUACUACUAAAGCCAUUAUAUUUAUUUAUUUUUAGUUUCAAAAAUACUGAAAACAAAAAGUAUUCUGUUACUUUAAUGGCUCAAAAUCGUUUAUUCACAUUCAUUUGUUUAGCGUAAAAUGUUUUUGUGCUAAAACGUCACAAAACAGUAAAAUUCAAAAAACACUAUUCUACACCAUGAUUUCAGUCACAGUCCACUGCAUGUCAGCUAUGUUGUAUAAAUGAGGUAUGCAUUUGUAUCCUUCUGUAUCCCUAAGUCAAGUUUCGCACAUGUUUAUCUUAUUGAUUUACAGUCAGUCUGUAUGUCUGCAAGUUUUGUAUUUUGGCGUUAUUUUUAUUUCCUCAUGGUGGGAUGAAAGUUUUUCUCAUCAAACUGAAUGUAAACUAGAUUGUAGUUUGUUUUUCAUGUCUCUUGCUGUGCCUUGAAGAAAACUCCCUUUUGUGUGACAAUCCAGCAUGGCCUGAAAUAUGCUGCAUGGACUGAAAACUAAAGAGCGGGGAAACAACCAAGUCAUGAAACACACAACAACAAACUCAAAAACUCAACAACCCAGAGUAAUUAUUUUCAUUCAACAGUCAAUUACUAGUUAAUUCUGUUAGUCAGAAGACAAGCAGUGAACUCCUUCCACAAAGAUAUUAACAAAACAAUCUUAACACAAGAUAUGCUUUCUACCUUUUCCUGAAUUGCUUUCGAUCAUGUCACAUGGUCUUCAUAAGAAGAUUAGUUUGCUCUGUUGCCAUAGGAAAAGUAUAUGUUUAAACUUUCCAAUGUUCUGUGCACUUUUAGGACUCUCAUCCAUGUUGAUAAAUGUUGAGCUUAAUCGUUCAUUUUUGACCUUAUUGAGAAGAGACCCCUUUCAAGGUCCACUUACUUUCUUUUUCUGGAGUUUUCAAGUAUGAGCCUUAGGCAAAAUCUCGUUUUAUGUCUACGUGUAAAAGAGUGUCAUAAAAGUGCUCAGUAUAAUGGAAAGUUUGAACUUCUACAGCUCUGUGACAGCUCAGUAAACUUCAUCUGCUGAUGAAGACAGUGUGACAUGGUCGAAAGUUCUGGAACAAGCAAGUAAGUGGAUCCUGGGCGAAGACUUUUUGGUAAAAUGCUGUUUCCAAGGUCAGGAAUGACAACACUAAGCUAACUUACUGUGUCUUUAUGUCACAGCAGUUGUGUCGCUUUUUUAAGAUGUUUUGUAUUGUGGCCUUGUUGGUGCCUUGUUGAUUUCAAUCAAUAUCCUUUCAGUUCUCAACUGCUGUUUUCUUUGACCAUAUAGAUCUUUGUAUGAUGUAGCUCUUUGUCAGCUUUAAAAGCUGCUUCUCUUACAUCUCUCAACACGUUUGACUAACGUUGACAGUCCUGUUGUUGAUCAGUUCAUAUCAGUCCUCUCCCAGAACAGCUGAAAAACGUCUUGUUUGUCAGUAGAGUGGAUUUCAGUACAUUUUAUGUUCUGUCUGAGAAGGUUUAUUAUAACUUUAAUCAUAUUAAAUCAUAUGCCUGUGAAGUGAUGUUUUUUUACUUUUUAUUUUCAAUUGUACUUUCAUAACACUGAUGGCAUAUUAUUUCAUUAAAUGAGAUGUAUUGCUCCAUUUUACAAGGAAUCUAAUUCUAAUUCCUCGUGCUGUAUAAAACAGAUCAAAGCUGGCAGCAGAGAGGGUCUGAAGUGGUCAGUGCAGAGAAUCAUGAAGUAAAAUCUAUUUGGAAAAAAAAAACAUCAAAGAGCAUCUCCUGUGGCUUUCUCUUCCAGAAGCUAGUUUACAGAUCAUUAAACAUGCUUUCCUUUGAAAAAUACAAAAUAAAACUUAUUAGGAUAUUCUUAGUUCUAAUGGCCAUGCAAGAAAAGGAUUGUCCAUUUUUAUGCUUAACUAGUUUUAUUGUAUCCUGUCAUGUCUGUUCAUAUACUGGGUAGAUACAUCAGCUUUCCAGACGUGUCGAUUCCUUUUUGCUCUUGGUUAUGAAAUGUGUGUCUCAUACAUGAUUUCAAAUUUGAGCCUGCUGUAAAUGUGGGUUGUAAUAUCGCCAAGGAGUUUGAGGUUAACGGACAGUUUGCCUUUGAGAUUGAUCUGUCAGGCUAACGAGUCUUCAUCUGUCAAAAGUGAAGUGCUGUGAUCUGAAAUUAAAAUUAAUUCAGCUCAAUCCA